This is a messenger RNA of Neurospora tetrasperma FGSC 2508, 936 nucleotides long. RefSeq lists its product as uncharacterized. The coding region runs from base 223 to 792 and encodes 189 amino acids. The record is from RefSeq and is a predicted model, not a curated record. Gene Ontology annotation, molecular function: GTP binding; GTPase activity. The transcript has 4 exons. Gene Ontology annotation, cellular component: COPII vesicle coat; endoplasmic reticulum exit site. Gene Ontology annotation, biological process: intracellular protein transport; membrane organization; vesicle organization. Lineage: Eukaryota; Fungi; Ascomycota; Sordariomycetes; Sordariales; Sordariaceae.
GCCCCGUACACUUUUGUCAUAGCUUCCAGCUGCUUUCGCAUCGCAACAUCCACGACGCCAGCAACGAAGCCUCAUCAACACCCUCGCUACGAUUUCGCCGGUCCCUCUUUGUGUGCCUAACACUUUACCGGCGCUUUGCACGACUACCUGUUCUUCUAGAACUCCUCGACUUUCCCGUAUCAUCGACAAAAGAGGUGUCCUCUAGAUAAUCAUUUCGUCACCAUGUGGUUGUGGUCUUGGUUCUACGAUAUCCUUUCCAACCUCGGCCUGCUUAACAAGCAUGGCAAGCUGCUCUUUCUGGGUCUCGACAAUGCCGGAAAGACCACUCUUCUACACAUGCUGAAGAAUGACCGCGUUGCCAUUCUCCAACCUACUCUCCAUCCGACUUCGGAGGAGCUUUCCGUCGGCAACGUCAAGUUCACCACUUUCGAUCUUGGCGGCCAUCAACAGGCCCGUCGUCUUUGGAAGGAUUACUUCCCCGAAGUAAACGGUAUCGUUUUCCUCGUGGACGCCAAGGACCACGAGCGUCUCCCCGAGGCCAAGGCCGAGAUCGACGCGCUCCUCUCGAUGGAGGAGUUGGCCAAGGUUCCCUUCGUUGUGCUGGGCAACAAGAUUGACCACCCCGAGGCCGUCUCUGAGGACGAGCUCAGGCAGAGACUCGGGCUCUGGCAAACGACUGGCAAGGGCAGGGUUCCUCUCGAGGGCAUCCGCCCCAUCGAGGUGUUUAUGUGCUCUGUGGUUAUGAGACAGGGAUACGGAGAGGCUAUCAGGUGGUUGUCCCAGUACGUUUAAGGGGUCUGAUGAAAUGAGGAGCAGCACAGGAUGGUUGUCAGGUAAUAACAUUUUGUAAUAUGAUACGAUGAUGACAAUGAAGGAACUGGAGGGUCUCGCGAUAUCAAAAAUUGACGGCCGCAUUUUCACAAUGAACAGAUACGU